UCUACACUACACUUCUUUUUGAGAGAACUUAAAAAUAAAAAAGAAUAAUAAUGGGAAAAUGGGAAAGCUCAAUUUUGACGAAAUUCGUCCUUGUUCUAAGUUUUGCAACAGUCUCUUUCGCAAAUUCCAGUAGUGGUUUACGUGCCUUUUAUUUGGUCCAACAGUGGCUAGGGUCGUACUGUAACCAAAGAGGGACGAAAUGUUGUUACCCACCUACAGGGAAGCCAAGUCCAGAUUUUACCAUAUAUGGGUUUUGGCCUUACUAUAGGGACGGUAGUUUCCCCUACAACUGCGGCGACGACAACUACGACGUUGGUCGGAUUAAGUUCUUGGAGAACAGGUUACGAAAGGAAUGGCCAUCAUUCACAUGCCCACAAAUAGGAAGGAAGUUUUGGGUGCACGAAUGGAACAAGCACGGAACAUGCUCGAAAUCCUCCCUAGGCGAAAUCCCCUACUUCCAAGCCGCUCUAAACCUCAAGAACAGGGCUAACGUCUUCAAGGCCCUCGCCCGAGCCGGGAUUAAGCCAAACAACAGAUUUUACUCCCUUAAGUCCAUAAAAAAGGCGAUCACUCGAUCAAUCGGGUUUCACCCUUGGGUUGUAUGUAACCAUAAUGCUCAAGGGAAAAGCCAGAUUUGGCAAGUCACAUUGUGUGCUGAUAAAACUGGAAGGAAGCUCGUUAAUUGCCCUUACAUUCCUAGAGGACGUGGUAAUUGUGCCUCCAAAAUUAUGUUCCCUUCUUUCUACUAAUUAAGGGUACUAAUUAAUUAAUGCAAGCUUAAUUAGCUGUUUUUAAAGCUCAAUUGCUUGUGUAUUUAAAAUGUUGUAUCAAUUAUUAGUGCUACGUAUGUAUGUGUUUGUAAUUUGUUGCACCAUUUUAUUAAGCAACAAAUAAAAUAUUUUACUUUUUUUUUUUUGGAAAACAUGUAUCCAAACAAAUCGAUGCGGAAUUGUGUAUAUUGAAUAUUCAAUCCACUCGAUUCAUUGUGUGAUUUCAUAUAUAUUUGAAAUAUUAUGAUUUUAAUUCAAAUUC
Chenopodium quinoa (quinoa) is the source of this 1032-nucleotide messenger RNA. RefSeq names its product ribonuclease 1-like. Bases 51 to 749 code for a protein of 232 amino acids. Gene Ontology annotation, biological process: RNA catabolic process. The transcript has 3 exons. Gene Ontology annotation, cellular component: extracellular region. Gene Ontology annotation, molecular function: ribonuclease T2 activity; RNA binding. NCBI's taxonomy places the organism in Eukaryota, Viridiplantae, Streptophyta, Magnoliopsida, Caryophyllales, Amaranthaceae. The record is from RefSeq and is a predicted model, not a curated record.